AUGACGACCACCAUGGCUCCCGCUCUGGCAGCAUGGCCUCACAAUCAACCGGCGCACAACGUGGGUUGGCCAGAGCCUCACCUCCAAUACCCCCCACAAGCCAUGAUGCAGACCUAUCUGCAGCCGAUUCACACGUCAUCCAUAGCCCCACACUCGGCGAGGAGGGAACCACUCCCCAGACCGGGACAAAGUAGCCCGUGGACGGCGGAGGAAGACAACAUUCUCCUCGAUGCCAAGAGCCAAGGUUUGGCGUGGGAAGAGAUCAAAAUCAAACACUUUCCAAACAAAUCAGGAAACGCAUGCCGAAAGAGACAUGAGAGAUUGCUGGCGAAAGCGAGGAAGACCGAUUGGGACGAAGCCCGAGUACAGAAAUUGGUGAAUUGUUACAGUCGAUGUCGGGAACAAAUUUGGCGCCAACUCAGCGAUCAAGUGGGGGAGAGGUGGGAUGAAGUUGAAAAAGUGAUGUUUCAACAGGGUCUUCGAGGGUUGAGGAAUCCUCGACCCUAUCAUGGACGCACCCGGUCGCGAGCAAGUUCGAGUCAGGGAGGUCCAGGAGAAUAUGACGAUGCCUCAUCAGAUGAGUAUGAAAACGUUAAUGAUAGUGGGAUCAGUCUGGGUCAUGCUGGUCACAGUCGACGUGCCAGUGAGCUCGGGACAUUGCAACAACAAAGUCUUCCCAGCGUGGGCCAUAUUCUCUCCGAAGCUGGAGGUGGUGGAUAUAGCUACACUUCAUGA
Messenger RNA from Rhinocladiella mackenziei CBS 650.93, 735 nucleotides. RefSeq lists its product as uncharacterized. The record is from RefSeq and is a predicted model, not a curated record. NCBI's taxonomy places the organism in Eukaryota, Fungi, Ascomycota, Eurotiomycetes, Chaetothyriales, Herpotrichiellaceae. The transcript is spliced from 2 exons. The coding region runs from base 1 to 735 and encodes 244 amino acids.